Molecule: messenger RNA, 1233 nt
Organism: Adineta ricciae
Lineage: Eukaryota; Metazoa; Rotifera; Eurotatoria; Adinetida; Adinetidae
Source: the annotation of a GenBank genome assembly
AUGGCGUUCUUCCCUGGAGCUGGUAAAGAUCAGAUGCGCGCUGAUCAACUCAUGAAACGACGUCAACAAGAACACGAACAGAUUGAAAUCAAGAAGAAAAAGAUCGAAGAAGAAAAUCGUAUGCAAGCCAUCGAGGAGAAAUUCAAAGCGCAUUAUGAUGCUGUUGAACAGAUGCUGAAAACGGAUACGGUUGGUCUGGUAUCCUUAGAUGAAAUGAAGAAGAAGCAGGAAGAGAUUAUCAACGCGCGUGAACAACAGUUGGCACGUGAAAGAGAAGCUAAACUUGGCGAUUCAAUGAAAAACAAACAAAACAAUCAGAAAAAUGCUGGAGCGCAUCAGCGACCGAGUAAACUAUCAUUUGCUGAUGAAUGGGACGAAGAAGAAGAAGAAGAAGAUGUUGAAGAAGACAAGAAGCCUCAGCCAGUUAAGAAUGAGGAAUCUGUGACUACCGAUGAUCACUCAGAGAAGUCGAAUGAUGUUCCAACAAAUGAAUAUGCGGAUAGUAAUGAUAGUACAUCUCAAUCCGGGCUGACAAAUAUUGAACUUGAUCAGCUGGUUGCUGCAACGAACAAGAAACGUCUUGGUAAAAAUCCAGAUGUUGAUACAAGUUUCUUACCUGAUAGAGAUCGCGAAGAAGAAGAACGAAUUCUACGCGAAAAGCUUCGUCAAGAAUGGGUUGAUAAACAGCAAAAGUUGAAAAAUGAAGAAGUCGAUCUUGUCUUCAGUUACUGGGAUGGUUCAGGACAUCGCCGUUCGGUACGAAUUAAGAAGCGUAUGACAAUACAAAUGUUUCUCUCGAAAGCAUUGGAAAUCCUUCGAAAAGAAAAUAUGUUUAAUGAACUAAAAUCAGCGUCAGUCGAUCAAUUGAUAUUCGUUAAAGACGAUGUCAUUCUUCCGCAUCAUUAUUCAUUCUACGAUUUUAUCGUCACACGUGCGCGCGGCCGAACAGGUCUUCUGUUUACUUUCACAGAAUCACUGAAGCUUAAUACGAUCAUUGAAGUACCAGCAUCGGCGACAACAACGACAGAUAUGAACUCAGGUGAUUCACCUUCAUCGUCAGGCGCGAACGAUAAUCAACCUGGAGGAUCAUCAGCUCAUGCCGGAAAGAUUUGUUUACGUUCGUGGUAUGAGCGAAAUAAGCAUAUCUUUCCAGCAUGCCGUUGGGAACCAUACGAUCCGGAAAAACGUUGGAAUACGCAUGAGCCAGUGAAAAAUCGUUUUUGUUUGAAAUAA